Morchella importuna is the source of this 354-nucleotide messenger RNA. RefSeq lists its product as uncharacterized. The coding region runs from base 1 to 354 and encodes 117 amino acids. Lineage: Eukaryota; Fungi; Ascomycota; Pezizomycetes; Pezizales; Morchellaceae. The record is from RefSeq and is a predicted model, not a curated record. The transcript has a single exon.
AUGUCGGGACACGCCCCUAUUGAUUAUCAACAGCUAAGCGAGGCCCUUCAAACCUUUUUCCAAGAACACCCAGAGGUGGACAACAAUGUCGGGAUAGAAGCUUAUGCACUUCUCCAACGUGCCCAACAUGGGCUUGCUCAGUAUGCAAUGGAUCUACAGGAGGUGGAGAGGGAGGCUGGAAAUGCAAGGGAGAUGUUUGAACGAGACCUUGCUACUACUCGAACUCAACGGGUUGCUGUCGAAGUGGUUGCCCCUGAUGAAGAACCAAUUGGGAGUGAUGAUGUCCUACCUGUGCUCCCCCUACCACCCGUUAUAGCUACUACCAAAACGGUCGGAGAAACUUCCAGAUCCUGA